AUGGCUCCCCCAACCCCCCUCGCCGUCGCCACCUCGUCAGUCCAGCGCCUCGUCAAGGAGGAGGCAUAUUACCACAAGGACCUCGCCAGCCAGCAGGCCCGCAUCGAGAAGCUCGAGAAGGACAUCAGCGAGAAGAGCAGCGACCUGGACGAGAACGCCGAGUACGUUCUCAAGCAGGAGAAACAAGCCGCAGAGGAGACAAAGAACGUCUUUGGGCCCCUGCGCAACCGCAUCACCGACGCCAUCUCCAAGCUUGAGGAGCAGAUCGCCAUCAGCGAGAGCAGCGGCGACGACGGGGACGCCGCCGCCGCCGAGUUGACCAAGGCGAGGGAGGUGCUGAAGCAGGGCCAGGACGCCCUCAAGGCUGAGGCGUAG
This is a messenger RNA of Diaporthe amygdali, 375 nucleotides long. RefSeq names its product tubulin-specific chaperone. The transcript has 2 exons. Lineage: Eukaryota; Fungi; Ascomycota; Sordariomycetes; Diaporthales; Diaporthaceae. Gene Ontology annotation, molecular function: beta-tubulin binding. Gene Ontology annotation, biological process: tubulin complex assembly; post-chaperonin tubulin folding pathway. The record is from RefSeq and is a predicted model, not a curated record. Gene Ontology annotation, cellular component: microtubule cytoskeleton; cytosol. Bases 1 to 375 code for a protein of 124 amino acids.